UGACGUUGACUCACUAUUGCUUGGUCAUUCCGUUUGCCUCUCCGUUGGAAGCUUGUGUCUCUGCCAUCUUGACUGGUGGUGGAAUGUAAGAGGUCACCCGGAAACCCUUGGGGGACAGUAGUCUUCCUUCAAGUCUGCGGUGAUCUUUCGGAAAUUUUGGGUGCCAACGCGCCACGAUAAACCGGGUAGUAGGUGGGGAUAGAAAGCAUGACGUGGUAUUAAAGUGACGGAGAUGGGAAUGCGCGUUGGGAUAUGAUUUGGGAGUUCAGUCGGAUCUAUAGAGCAUAGGGGAAGAGGGGGAGCUGGGCAUUAGGGGAUCAGAAGAAAAGGCCUUGUGAUAAAAUGUCCGCAAGGUCGACGCCCACAGCGGCGAGGACCAGCUCGACCUCCCUAUUCUCACCAACCGGAUCCAGCAUGACCGAUUCGAGCAUACCCAAACCAAAAACAAGAGGUUCCUAUGGAUUUCCAUCCCUCGGUCAAUCAAGUAGAAGAGCUUCAGGGAACACCGUUCCUGCUGUGUCCAGGAAGGCAUCUGGCACCAGUACCGUUGGGGCGACUGCACCGUCUAUGGCUCGUCGGGUGUCGAGCCACAGCGCUUCUGGGACUGCCACCCCGCGUUCACGGAGGAAUAACGGGCUAGGGACCACGUCCAAGCUUUUGGAGAAUGUAGCGGAGAAUGAUUGGGCGGCUAUGGAUCCUGAUGAGGUAUUCCGAAGGCUUGGUGUAGCGGACGUCAGGAGAGUAGAGGCGACUAUGAGGGCAGACGCCGCAAACAAGCAGAGCGAAUUGAGGUCAAUGGUCGGCACACGGUAUCGUGAUCUACUCACUUCAGCCACGCAGAUCACGUCGCUGCGCGAAUCCUCCCUGCAUCUCUCUUCGUCUCUGAAGUCUGUUGCGCAGGCAUGUCUGGACCCAACAGAUCUUGAAAAUGGAGGAAGGACAAGUGACGCUGGUGAUCAGAAUGAGACAGAGGAGAUCAUGAGCUUGCUACCUAUAGCUGCCCAUAUGAAGCUGCUCCUGGACGCUCCGGAGGCUCUGUAUGCUCACCUCGCCCGCCGGGAUUAUCUCAAAGCUGCUUUUCUGUGGCUCGUUGCUCGAGCUACUAAAGAGGGUCUGUCGUCGAUAAAUGACUCACACCAGGCGUACACGCCUCUGCUGGAGAAACAGUGGGACCUUUUACUACCAUUUCGAUCGCAAAUAUCUCAACGAGCUGCGGCGGAUCUGAGGCAAACCUCUUCGUUGAAUUCACAAACCCUGUCAGAGACUAUCUUGGCCAUCAUACUUCUCGAUAACCUCCCCAUGCCAGAAGCUCUUUCCCUAUUCCUGUCUCAACGCUCAAAGCACUGCCACGAUAUUCUCGCGAAAUCAUCGAACCACUCCAAAUUCAGGCACCCAUCAAAGCAGCUCUCCCUCACUGCUGCCACGUCUGCCUCUUCGGUACCUGCGGGCCAGAAUAUCGACAAAACAUUGUCCGAAUCAGUCUCCGUCAUGAUCGCUACGGAGCGCCUUGCUCAAGAAUGUUUUGGUUUGGAGGGCGAUGCAAUGGAGAGUCUGCUAGGUAAAAUGAUUCGACUGGUGCAGCACGGCGAACCAUCGCAACCUGCGCGGACUCCGAACCCUGCCGCUCAAUCGACUGUCUCACAUCGCAGAGCAUCACGUCUAGCGUCAUUCUCAACACCGAUACAGAAAGUCAACAUCUCUGCCGAUGGGCCGCCAAUGUCAAGUGCCAGGGUCCUCCAAGAUCUUCCAUCUCAUCAGAUCUUACUAAGGCAUCUGCCGUCGUCAAUCGUCAGCUACACGCCUUUCAUAGCGCCGUCGUCGACCCCUGACCUGAAAACUAGCCUGAGUUCGUGGAUCAAAGAGACGACGCAAUUGCUUCAGGAAUCGUUACCUGUCUGGUUCGACGGCUUGUCGUCAAUAGCUGAGAUCUGGAAGACACGUUGUGCCAUCUGUGCGCUACUGAAGGAGAGCGAAUUGGAGACACAGAUCAAGAAUGUUCUCGAACUUGAAAGUGACAAGCGGAUCCAGGCUGUCUGGACCAACAACCUUCGGGAACUCGUUACAUUAGCGGAGACACAAGUGAGAUUGGCACUCGAGCAGUUGCGCUCCGGCGGACCACAGCCAGACCGGAUACCAGACGACUUCACCUUUGUAGAUCUCCCUUUCCCUGCUGCCACCUCUAUGGCUCUCUCGUCUGCCAAUAGCUUGAACGGAUUCCUGUCUGCUGUUCGAAAACGCAAGUUGGGUAGGACACCACUUCUCGACUCGGUCGUUUCAUCACUCGAGUCCGCCGCCAAGACCUUGCAUGACGAUUCGCAGGGUCUACCAGAUGCUAUCUUUAGCUCUUACGCCGAGCAAGUUCAACAGACCCAAAGGAAGCUCGUCGGCACACUCAGCGCUGCCUUGGAGAGCUCGUCAGAUUCCGAAGCUAUUGCCAAGGUCGAUGCGGAGUUGUUGAUCGGUCGGGUGGCACUGUUUCUCGCGAAAUCCUCCUCUUUCCUGCCUGAUCUAUACAUGAACACCGUUGACUCAGGACCUGCAGUCGAUGAGCUUGUGAAAUUGCACAUCACCUCUGUGCAGACUUGGAGAAAGGAAGCGAUCGAAGAGGCGAUCAGGCAGAUCAAGACGAUUUUCGAUCCCCAAAUUGGCCCAUCGGAGAUCCAAGCAAUGUGGCAAGGACCGCAUCCCACGUCUCCAUCCGCAGGUAUCAUGUCGGCGCUUUCCGCUCUCGUCAAGGCGACUCGCAGACUAGGCAUACCUAACGGGGUCGACACUCGAGUCGUCGUACAACUCAUGGACGAGUUCCUUCCGACAGCGAUAGGUCUCCAGCAGUGGAUGGGGAUGGAGAGGGAGAGUGCCGCUCAGGCAGUCUUCGAUCUGGGUUUCUUGAUUUUGAUCAAAGGGGACAACGUGGCAUCCAGCGAGACUAUCAAAAGACAUUUAGCGAGGAUCCCAUCGACCGUCCCUUCCUCAUUCGCCUCAGAUCUACCGGAUCUCCUCGUCGAUCAUCUGCGCCGGGUCCAACUUCUCCUCAGCCCUCUACUCGCACACAUCCAACCUUCUACCAUUAUCUCGGACGCGAAACCAUUGGAUACAAGAAACGGACUGUUACGCUUUGGCGCUCCAAAGUCCGCUUCAGCUGGGGCUGGGACCGAAUUCAAGGGCCCUAUAGCUCUCGCUACGCCCGGCAAACGAUUCCCAUUACUCUCCAUCGCGGCUUGACAAGGGCCUUCCGGCAUAUUUUAGCAUUGUCUGUAAGCAUGGGCCAUCAUGCACAGCAUCGUUCUCGGUCUUGUGCGGUUCCAGGCCCAGCGUGUUAUGUGACGUGUUUG
Molecule: messenger RNA, 3332 nt
Organism: Kockovaella imperatae
Lineage: Eukaryota; Fungi; Basidiomycota; Tremellomycetes; Tremellales; Cuniculitremaceae
Exons: 9
Coding region: 343-3222 (959 amino acids)
Biological process (GO): intra-Golgi vesicle-mediated transport
Cellular component (GO): COG complex; Golgi apparatus
Source: RefSeq, a predicted model, not a curated record